GGUGCACGUGUACCAAGAAGUAUGUGGGAUUGUACGACAUAAUUUACAAUCACGCAGUGUCAAGGUCUAAACUGACCACGGAUUAUAGUCUCUGUCGUGGCUGAAAAACGAUAUUAUAUAUUCUCCUAGGAAUAAAUAAGUUCGUCAAAUAAUUACGUAAUCGUUUGAUCUUGGUCUUUGACCCUCGUUCUAACCUGUCCAUGUGCCAUCUUAGCAAGUAAAACGCGGACGUUAUUUAACAUAAAUUAUUGUAAUAUUGGCAAAACACCUGUAAUAUUGAUCUGUAACGCUGCCAACUCGCCUAGAACGUUACAUGCGUCGGUAAAAGGACGCCAGUUGACGUCGCUAAAUCGCGAGAAUGAAGGAAGAGUGAGUAGUGCAACGAUGUCGAACGGUGAGCGAUGACACGCCCGUGAAAAACGAUAACAACAGCUAUCCUUUGAUUGACCAGAGACGAUAGAGAAAACGCAAUACGUGAAGGACCCUCUUUGUGUAUUCGUGUGACAUUCAUUGAGAAAAACAUGCUUCAGCCAAGAGCUACGUACAUCAGACGGUAAAGAAGAAAAAGGGAAUGGCUAAUUUGAUGGUAUCUACGUCGAGUAAGAAUAGUUCACGCAGUACUUCACCUAACAGAGGAAAUACACUGACCUCAUCACAACAAUUGUCUGCUACUUCGGAGCAUAUUCCAAAAGCACGUAAUGUUUCACUUUCCCAAACAGGGGAGGGUAGUACAGGCAGUGGAAGUAGUGGUGGUGGAGGCAGCCUCAGCAUGAAAGGUAGUAGGCAAAAAUCACCAGGAACUGUAAUUCGAGUAGAUGCUAUGGAUGAACCAAAUACCAAUUUAAUCACUGCUGAACAAGACGAGUUUGUGCCAAAUAUUCACAUACCAGCUGAUGAUGAAGGAGAACAAUAUCAUACAGCACAAUCGUUCCUAUCAAAUGGCUCCUCUGAAUUAAUGACUGAUGAUGUUGAUUCCAAUUCUGCUCGUGUUUGCCAAGCUAUUGAAAACAUCCAAAAUAAAAUUGCUAAAACGCGGGAACUUAUAAGAAUAGAACAAACCACACGUGAUGAAAAUGUUAAUGAAUAUUUGAAAUUAGCUGCCAAUGCAGAUAAGCAACAGCUUACACGAAUCAAAGCAGUAUUUGAAAAGAAAAAUCAAAAAUCAGCGCACAGUAUUUCUCAGCUACAAAAGAAAUUGGAUAGUUACACCAAAAAAUUAAAAAAUUACGAAUUAAAUGGUGCACCUACAAGUCACAGACAACCUAGAGAAGUGCUUCGUGAUAUGGGACAAGGACUUAAAAAUGUGGGUGGCAAUAUUAGGGUUGGAAUCAGUGGUUUUUCAGGAAGUGUAAUGUCCAAACCAAGAGAAUUUGCACAUCUAAUAAAAAACAAAUUUGGCAGUGCUGAUAAUAUAAAUACUUUAUCUCAUGGCUCGACUUUUUAUGUAAACGAUACACCGCGUGCAGGUAAUGGAGAUAACGCUAGUGUUGAAGAUGAAAAGGCUCAUCAUGGAUCAGCAACACUUCCUGGUGGAUGUAGUUUGGGAUCAACUCACAGUGCUGCAGCAAUGAAAUUUCCAUCUGAAGAAGGAUCAGAAUGCUCCAGUGUUACAAGUGAAAGUGGGCCUGGUAGUAGGGGACAAGCACAUACAUGUCACAGUAGCAAUAAUGCUGCACUUAGUCUCAAGUCUAUUUUCUCAGAAUUACAAGAACACAGAGAAAACCUGGAGAGAAUGAAAGACAAAUUAGAAGGUUUGAAGAGUUUGCAAACAGAAGUAACAUAUCUUUCCCAUGCUUUGCAAGAGGAACGUUUUAGAUGCGAACGUCUAGAAGAACAAAUUAAUGAUUUAACAGAACUGCACCAAAAUGAAGUGGAAAACUUGAAACAGACUAUAACAGACAUGGAAGAAAAAGUGCAAUAUCAAAGUGAAGAUCGUUUAAGAGAUAUACACGAAAUGUUGGAAAGUUGUCAAACUAAAAUUUGUAAAAUGGAACACCAACAACAACAACAUCAACAAUAUGUUACUUUAGAGGGUCUGGAUAAUAGUAAUGCAAGAGCAUUGGUCGUAAAGCUCAUAAAUGUAGUAUUGACAGUGUUACAAGUUAUUCUACUUCUUGUUGCAACAGGUGCUGGUAUAAUGAUGCCUUUUCUUAGGACCAGUUGUACUAAGCCUCAUUGUUUCAUGUGCAGGGUGCGCAUAUUAACUACUACGCUUGUUGUAUUGGGCAUAGUAUUUGUGCUCAAACAAUGGCCUGAGGUUCACGAUGUGGGCAGUCACCUCAUGCGCCGUCUUAAGCAGACGCUCGCCGUUAAGUAGCAUCGGUGGUAUACUUAAAUUUACCAUACCCUGUGAUGAAGAAAAGUUGUACACAAUGAUCAACAUUUUGGACCCAUUUAUCAGUGCUGUAGUUUUGGAGCAAUAAUAGUAGGUAUAUGCGCAAAUGACUUUAUUUAUAUUUUAAAUUUGAUCAUG
Messenger RNA from Eufriesea mexicana, 2473 nucleotides. RefSeq names its product transmembrane and coiled-coil domain 2 protein Dmtn (gene Dmtn). The coding region runs from base 572 to 2317 and encodes 581 amino acids. The record is from RefSeq and is a predicted model, not a curated record. Gene Ontology annotation, cellular component: endomembrane system. The transcript has 12 exons. Lineage: Eukaryota; Metazoa; Arthropoda; Insecta; Hymenoptera; Apidae.